Molecule: messenger RNA, 1222 nt
Organism: Populus nigra (black poplar)
Lineage: Eukaryota; Viridiplantae; Streptophyta; Magnoliopsida; Malpighiales; Salicaceae
Product: flavonol synthase/flavanone 3-hydroxylase-like
Exons: 3
Coding region: 143-1096 (317 amino acids)
Molecular function (GO): dioxygenase activity
Source: RefSeq, a predicted model, not a curated record
GGAUUUUGUGUAUUUGGUUGCUCAAACUAUGCUUACUGACAUUGCAGAAGUGGGAGUUUAUUGAAUAGUUAGUCCAGACUUGGGUAGUACUAGCUAUACUCCCUUGUGAAAAUCGCUCAAGUAAAACUGAGGUGAAUUUGAAAUGGGUGAGUCUUGCAUUCCUACUGUCGAUCUCUCACCUUGCUUCCGAGAAGAUGAUGAGGAUGGCAUGAAGAAAGCCAAAGAAAUUAUUGGUCAAGCUUGUUCCGAGUAUGGAUUCUUCCAAGUGGUGAAUCAUGGUGUACCUCUUGGUUUGAUGACGCGAGCCAUCGAGCUUUCCAAAACAUUUUUCGAGACGUUGCCGAAUGAGGAGAAGCUCAAAUGUGUUCCUAAUUCUGGUGCUCCCCUUCCGGCUGGUUAUAACAGGCAACCAGAUCAAUCGCCAGACAAGAACGAGUAUUUAUUGAUGUUUCCACCAGGCUCUAACUUGAAUGUUUACCCACAAAACCCUCCUCAUUUUAGGGAGGUAUUGGAACAGAUAUUCGCUUACUUUACAAGGCUAGGUGUGCUUAUAGAGAGCAUAUUAAGCCAGUGUUUAGGUCUCCCUUCCAACUUCCUCAAGGAAUUCAAUCACGACAGGAGCUGGGAUUUAUUGGUAGCCUUGCAUUAUUUCCCUGCAACCGAAACUGAAAACAGCGGAAACUCUGAGCACGAAGACGGGAAUUGCAUCACUUUUGUUUUCCAGGAUGAAGCUGGAGGCUUAGAAGUUCGCAGAAAUGGGGAAUGGAUUCCAGUCAUUCCUACGAGGGGCUCAUUAGUCGUCAACGUUGGCGAUGUUAUUCAGGUAUUGAGCAACAAUAAUUUCAAGAGCGCAACGCACAGGGUGGUGAGACCGAAAUCCAAAAGCCGAUAUUCAUACGCCUUCUUUUAUAACUUGCACGGAGACAAGUGGGUGGAGCCACUGCAGCAGUUUACGAAAGACAUCGGAGAGGCACCCAAGUAUAGAGGUUUCCUGUACAAAGAGUACCAGGAGCUGAGAAUGAGAAACAAGACCCAUCCACCGUCGACGCCUGAAGACGUGAUUCGCAUAACCCAUUAUGCACUCAAUACCUCUUAAUUAGCCUACAAUAUUCUCUUUAAAUUGGUGUAUGAAUUUCCUAAACAAGAAUCCUUCAACAGCUCCUCCUUUCCUGUUUCUGUUACUAUUACAGUACUUCUGUCAAUCCUUUUGGUUGCUUGAUAA